UAUCGGGCAUGAGGGGGGCCGGUUAUGGUGGGAGACGGGAAGGAUUAGACAGGACCCCAGGGGAGUUCUUCUCUUUCCCAGGAAGCUCGCCUCCACCUUGCCAUGAAUUAAACAUGGGCAGAAGACUCCCUAGACCCCAGCUGCCACUCACCCCAGGACUAGCCGACCAUCUCCGGGCACCAUGAUGUUUGGGGUUGCUGUUCCUUAUGACCCUGAGCCUCCCACAGGUCCCUCUCAGUGAUGGGCAGGGCUGCUUAAGCAAGCGGUCAGUGCUCGCCACCAUCCGCCAGAUGCAGAAACUUCUGUCCACCCAGGAAGCUGCCCAACUGCAGGGCCUGCGCAGCCUCAGGAAGCAGCUGACCAUGCUCCAAGGGAAUGUCCACAAACAGGCCACACGGAGGAAUGAGACGUGCCCCCAUCUGGCGAUGCCCGCUCAUGGCAGGAAGCUGGGGAGGAAAGCAGGCAUAGGACACGAGGUGCAUUUCCUGUGUGAUGCUGGCUUCCAGCUGGUGGGCUCCGAGUCUCGGCUGUGUCAAGAGAAUCGAACAUGGAGUGGGCAGCAGCCAUUCUGCAAGAGUAUCGAUGACUGUGCCAGCCAUCCCUGCACCAAUGGGGGCACCUGUGUGGAUGACGUACAGCGAUACAUCUGCCUCUGUCCAAGUGGCUGGAUUGGAAGCAACUGCCAGACUCCUGCCACCUCCUACUGGGUGUCUCUGAGCAACUCCUCCUUCAGCCGCCAGCCCCGCUGUGCCGAGAACGGGCAAGGUGCCCGUCAGUGCAGCUGUGACACUGGCUUCCAGAUGCGUGCCGGCGGCUUAUGCCAAGAUGUUGACGAGUGCCAGCUUUUCCAGCUGAACCAACAGAACCGAAUCUGUGUCCACAGCUGCAUCAACCUACCUGGGUCUUACCGCUGUAUCUGCCCCACCGGCUACCUGCUCAACCCUGACCAAAACACGUGUGAAGAUGUAGAUGAGUGUGCAGAUCAACAGCACAAUUGCAGCCGUGGCGAGCUGUGCAUCAACGUCUUUGGGGGCUUCCAGUGUGUGCGACCAGAAUGUCCUCGGCCCCGCCACAACACCAGUUAUGUGAAGACAUCAGCCUUCCAGUGUGAGCGGAACCCGUGCCCAGUGGACAGUCAAGCCUGCCGCCAGGCGGCCAACUCCAUCUCCUUUCACUACCUGCCGCUGCCGUCCAAUCGCACAGUGCCCCGCGUCCUCUUCAGGAUGUCCACCACACGCUUCCUUGGAGACAGCCUGCGCUUCGCCAUCACGGGCGGCCGGGGCCUCGGGGCUUUCGCUGUGCAGCGCUCAGACCGGCACACGGGCGAGCUGGUGCUGACCAGCCCCGUGCCGGGCCCCGCCACCUUGGAGGUGCAGCUGGAGAUGAGCGAGCUCUCCAAGAAGGUUCUGCUGGGCAAGCACGUCUUCAGGAUCACCGCUUUCAUCUCCCCCUAUGAGUUCUAGCUCGCUGGUGGUGGGGGCCCUCUUCCCCGGUGCUCGCAGCCGCUUCACAGCCAGGGUGCAAAGGGGAGAGUGUCCCGAGGCUGCUGCUUCUGUUCUUGCUUCCUCGGCCUUUGCUAUAGUCCGCAGGGCUGGGAUGCUAGGAAGGGUGGGGGAGAGGCCAGCGACCAUGCCUUGGGGACCUGGACCCCUGAGCUCUGGCUCUCACGCUGCCAUUUGUGACUUCUGGGAGCCUGACGAGUCACAUCCCCUGCUCCGGGCCUCAGUUUCCCAGUCUCGCAGUAGAGUGCUAGACUAAAUUAGGUCUCUUCUGCCUCUGAGAAUAAUAAAAACUAAAAUCAUUCAA
Messenger RNA from Monodelphis domestica (gray short-tailed opossum), 1806 nucleotides. Its product is annotated as fibulin-7-like. The record is from RefSeq and is a predicted model, not a curated record. Gene Ontology annotation, molecular function: calcium ion binding. NCBI's taxonomy places the organism in Eukaryota, Metazoa, Chordata, Mammalia, Didelphimorphia, Didelphidae.